AGCAUAAAGAUCAAAUUUUUAACGAUCAUCGGCUUCUCAACGGACGUCGGUGGAGCAGUCGAAAACCUUUUAAAUUCCUCCUUGUUCUUCGUAUUGAUUUCUAAGGUGCCAUUCUGUAUCUCUCAAUCUCUCGAAUACUCAAUGAAUGUAUGCGUGCAAAUUAGGCAAUCGUUGGUCUACUGUUCAAUUACUGAGAACCCAUUUGCCAAUCAGUUCACUUUUAGGAUUCUUCUAGGUUUUAGUAAAGGAGAUUAUCAGUUUAUAGAAGAAAUAAUUGUACUAUCAUCUAUCAUGAGUUUAUGAAAUCAAUUUUAUUUAUUUAUAUAAAUACUCAUGUUAUUAAUAAAGUAUAUGUUGUUGUUUCAGCUGCUAGAAUCUUAUUGCUGGGUGGGGGUAAAUGUUGCAUGCUACUACUCUCUAGAGGGAUGUUUUGGUGUGAAACAAGAUGAUCUUCAAAUCCAGUAUAAAAUGGGCUGCCUUUGGAGGAUUAAUCUUGUCCCUUUUCUCUUUGUUUGUUCACUUACUUCUUGCCAAAUAUUCAAGUACUGAUCUAGUUCUGUAUAGUGCACUUGCGGGUUUUUCAGAAGAUCUUAAUCUUAAUAUUCAGGGUAGGCAGGUCUCUGGCUACAAGAAUUUGUGGAAAAAUGUUAUAUCUUUGGAUGCAUUGCAACCUCAUGCAAAUCCUCGAACCGAAUAUUCAGUUCCAGUGGAGCAGAAUAAUGGUUUCAUUUAUGCAAAAGUGUAUGGUGGAUUUGAGAAAAUAAGAACGACGAUAUGUGAUCUUGUUGCCAUUUCCAGGCUUCUUAAUGCCACCCUGGUCAUUCCUGAAAUUCAAGAAUGCACCCAGUCAAAAGGCAUUAGUUCAAAAUUCAAGAGUUUUUCAUAUCUCUACGAUGUGGAUCAGUUCAUAGAUGGGCUAAAGAAUGAUAUCAAUAUCAUAAGUAGCCUUCCUCCCGAAUUUCAGAAAGCCAGAAAAAGAAAACUGUUUCCAAUCUUUAGACCGAAAGGUUCAACAUCUGUUAGUUUCUACAUUAAAGAAGUCUUGCCGAAGUUAAAAAAAUCAAAGGUUAUUGGAUUUGUGAUUAGAGGCGGAAGUUGUCUGGAGGCUAUUCUUCCUCCUAGCAUGGCUGAAUAUCAGAGGCUUAGAUGUCGAGUGGCCUUCCAUGCACUUCAAUUCCGAUCAGAAAUUUUGGCUCUUGGACAACUGAUGGUUAAAAGGUUAAGAGUUUCUGGCCAACAUUACAUUGUUUUUCAUCCUGGUCUUGUGCGAGAUACAUUAGCUUACCAUGGUUGUGCUCAGAUUUUUCAGGAUGUCCACACCGAGCUUAUACAAUACCGAAGAAAACAGAUGAUCAAGGAAGGAAUAAUUAAAGAAAUGGAUAUUGAUUCACAUGUUAGAAAGGCAAAUGGAUCAUGCCCCCUCAUGCCUGAAGAGGUAGGCCUCCUCCUUCGGGCAAUGGGUUAUCCUCCUAACACCAGAAUAUACUUGGCAGGUUCCGAGAUGUUUGGUGGCCAAAGGGUUUUAAUUCCAUUACGUGCUAUGUUCACAAACUUAGUUGACUGUACCUCCUUAUGCAGCAAACAAGAGCUGAUGAGUUUAGUUGGACCAGAAUUGGACCUUCCCGAAACCCAUUUUCAAUUUCCUCCAACAAAAACUGAAAAGCAACUUAAAGAAGAAUGGGACAAGGCUGGUCCACGUCCAAGACCCCUUCGUCCACCUCCAGACCGACCUAUUUAUCAACACGAGAAAGAAGGCUGGUAUGGUUGGGUUAAUGAAAAGGAGUUUGAGGCUAAUCCAUCUCUUUACGAAUUAAGAAUGGAAGCACAUCGCUUGUUGUGGGCUGCAGUUGAUUAUAUUGUUUCAGUUGAAGCAGAUGCUUUCUUUCCCGGUUUCAAUAAUGAUGGAAGUGGUUGGCCUGAUUUCUCGAGCAUGAUUAUGGGACAUCGUCUUUAUGAGAUGGCAUCUGCUAGAACUUAUCGACCAGACAGGAAAUAUCUUGUGGAGCUUCUCAAUAGUACGAAAGAUAGUAUUUAUCAUCCAAAGAGGAAUUGGACUCUGUUAAUUCGAGCUCAUUUGAAUAAAAGCAUGGAUGAGGAAGGGCUUAGAAGGGAAUUUAUAUCAUCGAAACCGAAAUCAUUCCUUUCUCACCCGAUUCCUGAAUGUGCAUGCACAAUGGUGAAAAGAUCAAAUGAAGCUCCAUUUGAAGGGGUUGAUGAGUGCCCAAAAUGGAUGGUAACUGAUUUCAAGAAUAAAGUUCAGCAAAACUUAAGGGAAGAUAAUGAAGUUGAAGAAGAUAACAUAGAUAUUAUGGAAGGGCAGUCAGAACAAGAGGAUGUUAGAAAUGGAACAAUCCCAUCCAUCGAAGAAGACGAGGAGAUGGAUCCCAAUGACUAGGAAAUUAUAUAAUACAUCACAAUAUUUUUUAAUAUUUUUUUGGUUCUCCUCUUCGAUUUGUUAUGAUUAGUUCAUGCAAAUUCUCGAGGGAGGUUUUCUGUUUCAUCUUUUUUAUGAUUCGAGUAGCGAUUUUAUCAUACUACGGAUCAUUCUUUGAAUCUUCGGCACAAUUGAGACGAGAGUAUAACCGAGAAGAAAGACACCGUGAAGGAGAUCUAGCACAUUGUGGUUCUUCUAGCCGAGAUUGGUAAAAAGUUUUGUUUAUAAACAGGUUCUUUUUGUUUUACACCUUUUUUUUUAUGUAAUACUUGUACAAGUUUCUUUGAGGUUUAGAUCAUAGAAAUUGAAUUUAUUUUAAGAUGAGUUUUAAUUAUAUUUCAUUU
Molecule: messenger RNA, 2778 nt
Organism: Impatiens glandulifera
Lineage: Eukaryota; Viridiplantae; Streptophyta; Magnoliopsida; Ericales; Balsaminaceae
Product: protein EMBRYO SAC DEVELOPMENT ARREST 30-like
Exons: 10
Coding region: 446-2395 (649 amino acids)
Cellular component (GO): Golgi apparatus; chloroplast; cytoplasm
Source: RefSeq, a predicted model, not a curated record